Molecule: messenger RNA, 1044 nt
Organism: Sphenostylis stenocarpa
Lineage: Eukaryota; Viridiplantae; Streptophyta; Magnoliopsida; Fabales; Fabaceae
Source: the annotation of a GenBank genome assembly
AUGGCUUCCACAGUCACCUCCUCCUUCCUUUCCACCCCCAUCUUCGCCCCUCCCUCUUCAUCCCUCUUCUCUCCCAAACCCACCCAUGCCACCCCCACGCGCCGUUCUCACACCCCCCGCGCCUCCAUGUCUGCCGCGCCCCCACCGCCCUACGACUUCGCCUCCUUGAAGUUCAACCCGAUCAAGGAGUCGAUCGUGUCGCGUGAGAUGACGCGACGCUACAUGACUGACAUGGUCACGCACGCCGAUACCGAUGUCGUCGUCGUCGGCGCCGGAUCCGCCGGGCUGUCCUGCGCCUAUGAACUCAGCAAGAACCCUGCCGUCAAUGUUGCCAUUGUCGAACAGUCCGUCAGUCCCGGCGGCGGUGCGUGGCUCGGUGGCCAGCUCUUCUCCGCCAUGGUAGUGCGUAAGCCAGCGCAUCUUUUCCUUGACGAGGUUGGUGUUGAGUAUGACGAGCAAGAGAACUACGUGGUGAUCAAGCACGCUGCGUUGUUCACUUCCACCAUCAUGAGCAAGCUCUUGGCGAGGCCAAACGUGAAGCUCUUCAAUGCUGUGGCAGCUGAGGACCUGAUCGUGAAGGAUGGGAGAGUUGGUGGGGUUGUCACCAACUGGGCCUUGGUUUCCAUGAACCAUGACACUCAGUCCUGCAUGGACCCCAAUGUGAUGGAGGCUAAAGUGGUGGUGAGUUCUUGUGGCCAUGAUGGACCCUUUGGAGCCACUGGGGUGAAGAGGCUCAAGAGCAUUGGGUUGAUCGAUUCUGUGCCAGGAAUGAAGGCCCUUGACAUGAACAGGGCAGAGGAUGCCAUUGUGAGACUCACUAGGGAAAUUGUGCCUGGCAUGAUUGUUACUGGGAUGGAAGUUGCUGAGAUUGAUGGGGCUCCAAGAAUGGGUCCAACAUUUGGAGCAAUGAUGAUAUCAGGGCAGAAAGCAGCCCAUCUGGCUUUGAGAUCUUUGGGACUUCCAAAUGCUUUGGAUUCUGCAGAAAAUGUUCAUCCUGAGCUUGUCCUAGCUGCUGCUGAAUCUGUUGAAAUUGCUGAUGCUUAG